Molecule: messenger RNA, 1041 nt
Organism: Sorghum bicolor (sorghum)
Lineage: Eukaryota; Viridiplantae; Streptophyta; Magnoliopsida; Poales; Poaceae
Exons: 8
Coding region: 1-1041 (346 amino acids)
Source: RefSeq, a predicted model, not a curated record
AUGAAGUCAAAUCCGAUCCUCGCGGCAGCAAUCGGGUUCUUAAUCGGCGUUCAUUUUUCCGUACAAAUCACAUCAAAGCUACGCCAGCGGCAGCAACAUAUUUGCCAGAUUUUCAACACCAAGAUUGCUCUGGCGGCAAAACCAAAAGGGGCAGAGCGGCUACCACCAAACAUUGUUGUUCGAGAGUCUGAUCUUCACCUGCGCCGGCUCUGGGGACACCCGCGUGAGGACACCCCCACUCGCAAAUACCUUGUGGCGCUGACAGUGGGUUACAGCGAGAGAGUCAAUGUCAAUGCGACAGUUCACAAGUUCUCGGACAAUUUUGAUGUGAUGCUGUUCCACUACGACGGUCGGACGACAGAGUGGGACAAGUUCGAGUGGUCCAAGCAAGCCAUUCAUGUCAGCGCCAGGAAGCAGGCCAAAUGGUGGUAUGCCAAGAGGUUCAUGCACCCCAGCGUCGUGGCGCCAUACGACUACAUCUUCCUAUGGGACCAGGACCUUGGAGUUGAGACCUUUGACGCGGAGGAGUACAUCAAGAUUGUGAAGAAGCACGGGCUGGAGAUUUCGCAGCCGGGCCUGGACAUCACCAGGGGGGUCAAGACCUAUAAUAUCACUAUCAGAAGGAACGACACCGAGAUGCACACGUCGACGUCUGCCGGGAAGUGCAGUACCGACGUGCACCAUCGGACGUGCAGCGGGUUCGUCGAGGUGAUGGCUCCCGUCUUCACCAGAGAGGCCUGGACUUGCGUCUGGCACAUGAUCCAGAAUGACCUUGUUCACGGCUGGGGUCUCGACUGGAACUUCUGGAGAUGCGUCGACGAGCCUGAGCAGCAGAUCGGUGUGGUUGACGCGCAGUAUGUUGCGCAUCACAAGGGGUUUACGCUCGGGAACAAGGGCAAGGACAUCGCGGAUGGAAGCCGUCGCAAGGUCAGGGACCGGGCGACGGCUGAGUUUGGCAUGUUGAAAGCCAGAUUGUACAGCGCGGAUAGGGCCCAGGCAGCGGCUCUUCUUCCACAAUCGAAUGCAGCGCCACCGUCAUAG